AUGAAGUCGACAAAUACAGUACCCCAGAAACGAAAGAAGGCGGAGAGCGAUGACGAGGACGAGAUUGUCAGAGAUGGUAGCCUUACAUCGGCUGCUGAUAAUUUCUUCGAGGCGCUGUCUGAGGCCGGCAUCACUCACUGCUUCGUCAACCUGGGGAGCGACCAUCCCGCGAUGUUGGAAGCGAUGAUCAAGGCUAAGCAAGAAAACAAAACGAAUUUUCCAAACAUCAUUACCUGUCCUUCCGAACUGGUUGCACUAUCAGCUGCACUGGGAUAUGCUCAAACUACAGGAGUUCCGCAAUGCGUGAUUGUCCACGUUGACUGUGGCACUCUUGCUAUGGGACAAUCUAUACACAAUGCCUCCGUUAGCAGAGUUCCAGUCCUGUGCUUUGCUGGCUUAAGUCCUUUUACUCAGAAUGGCGAAAUGCUGGGUUCGAGAACAGAGUUCAUCCAUUGGCUGCAAGACGUCCCUGAUCAAGCGGCGAUUGUCCGACAAUACUGCAGAUACACAGGUGAAAUAAAGACUGGACGCAAUAUCAAGCAGAUGGUCUCGCGAGCCUUGCAGUUUGCUACAUCUGAUCCUAAAGGCCCAGCAUAUCUAAUGGCUGCGAGAGAGGCACUAGAGGAACGUGUGGGAGAAGAAAGCCUGGACGGAGAAAUUCUCAGUUCAAUCACUCCAAGUGCAUUGCCAGAGCAAGAGGUGGAAUUAAUUGCCAAGUCGCUCAUGGGCGCAAAACGACCGGUUGUCAUCACGAGUUAUCUUGGUCGGAAUCACAACGCACCGGCCCUCUUGGCUGAGCUUUGUGAUAAACUUCCAAUAACCGUCGUGGAGAUGGUGGGCUCGGACGUUUCUCUUCGGAGUGACCACGAAGCAUAUCGCGGCGUUACCGUGACUACUCAUCCGGAGGUUCUUGAAGCCGAUGUUAUUCUUAUUCUUGAUUGUGACGUGCCUUGGAUUCCAACUGCUGGAAAGCCUCGAGCCGGGACCAAAAUAUUCCAUCUAGAUGUUGAUCCGUUGAAGCAACAGAUGCCGCUAUUUUCAAUCAACGCCACACGCAGGUUCAAGGUUGGGUGUGGAAUUGCACUUGAGCAAAUCAAUGCUUUCCUGGACAAACAGGACAUAGAUCAGGCUAUGUAUGCCCUGGACUUUGAGGAGCGGUCAAAGAACUACAAAACCUGGAGGGAAAGCCUACAAGCACUUGAAUCGCCAUCGGAAGAUGGUGUAGUCAGCGUACCAUAUCUGGCAUCAAGACUACGAGAUUCCCUCCCCCAAGACACUAUUUAUGUUUUGGAGGCUGUAACUAAUGCGGGACAUCUCAUCCACCACUUGAACCUGACCAAGCCUGGAAGUCUGGUUGCCAGCGGCGCAGGUGGUCUGGGGUGGGGAGGUGGCGCAGCACUGGGUGUCAAGCUGGGCAAGCCCGGUUCAUUCAUAUGUGCAAUCGUCGGUGACGGAGUCUAUCUAUUCUCACAGAUGGAAAGUGUCUAUUGGAUCGCCAGACGCUACGAUAUCCCCUUCCUCCUCAUUGUUCUCAACAACGGCGGAUGGAACGCACCAAAGGUGUCUGCGCUUCUGGUCCACAAGGACGGGUUAUCAUCGAAGUCAAAUAGACGAGAUCUCAAUAUCUCGUUCGACCCUUCUCCCGAUUACCCCGGUAUUGCCGCUGCAGCCGGUAAGGCGUGGGGUAAGACAGUUACCGUGCAAAGCGAGCUUGAUCCUGCUAUCAAGGAAGCGACCGAUGUUGUUCAGGGUGGGAAAUGUGCUGUUAUUGAAGUUUGUGUUCCGUCUAUGUGGAAGGAGAACUAG
Molecule: messenger RNA, 1806 nt
Organism: Penicillium verrucosum
Lineage: Eukaryota; Fungi; Ascomycota; Eurotiomycetes; Eurotiales; Aspergillaceae
Exons: 14
Coding region: 1-1806 (601 amino acids)
Biological process (GO): L-valine biosynthetic process
Cellular component (GO): acetolactate synthase complex; mitochondrion
Molecular function (GO): magnesium ion binding; thiamine pyrophosphate binding; flavin adenine dinucleotide binding
Source: RefSeq, a predicted model, not a curated record